Messenger RNA from Dama dama (fallow deer), 1691 nucleotides. It is a transcript of the gene LRFN5, whose product is annotated as leucine rich repeat and fibronectin type III domain containing 5. Gene Ontology annotation, molecular function: protein binding. The coding region runs from base 303 to 1691 and encodes 462 amino acids. The transcript has 3 exons. Lineage: Eukaryota; Metazoa; Chordata; Mammalia; Artiodactyla; Cervidae. The record is from RefSeq and is a predicted model, not a curated record.
GCGAGACCCGCGUCCGACUGUGAAAGCCACCUGGAGCCACCUUGCUGGGAUUGUACCUGCUGGCAGAAAGUCUUCCUACGACCGUCUUUCCUCUAGAGGCACCAGAGUCCCUGUAACCAUUCUGCCAGGUGUUUGGGAAGAUAUGUAGUAGCUGAGCACCCUUACUUCUGUCACCAUCCUCAAAAUCAACUUUGGAGAUGCUUUCACCCUGUCCGUCUUCUGCAGCAGCCAGGCAGAAUGCUGACUCCUUCUCUGCAGUGAGGAACUCUUCAAGCUCCAGAAGCUCUUAAAUCUGAUCUACAAUGGAAAAAUUCCUUUUUUAUCUGUUUUUCAUUGGCAUAGCAGUGAAAGCUCAGAUCUGUCCAAAGCGUUGUGUCUGUCAGAUUUUGUCUCCUAAUCUUGCAACCCUUUGUGCCAAGAAAGGGCUUUUAUUUGUGCCACCAAACAUUGACAGAAGAACUGUGGAACUGCGUUUGGCAGACAAUUUUGUUACAAAUAUUAAAAGGAAAGAUUUUGCCAAUAUGACCAGCUUAGUGGACCUGACUCUGUCCAGGAAUACAAUAAGUUUUAUUACGCCUCAUGCUUUUGCUGACUUACGGAAUCUGAGGGCAUUGCAUUUGAAUAGCAACAGAUUGACUAAAAUUACAAAUGACAUGUUCAGUGGGCUUUCCAAUCUCCAUCACUUGAUAUUGAACAACAAUCAGCUGACUUUAAUUUCUUCUACAGCAUUUGAUGAUGUCUUUGCCCUCGAAGAGCUGGAUCUGUCGUAUAAUAAUUUAGAAACAAUUCCGUGGGAUGCUGUUGAGAAGAUGGUUAGCUUGCACACCCUCAGUUUGGACCACAAUAUGAUUGAUAACAUUCCUAAGGGGACUUUCUCCCACUUGCACAAGAUGACUCGGCUAGAUGUAACAUCAAAUAAAUUGCAGAAGCUACCACCUGACCCUCUCUUUCAGAGAGCUCAGGUCCUAGCAACCUCAGGAAUCAUAAGCCCAUCUACUUUUGCAUUAAGUUUUGGCGGAAACCCUUUGCAUUGCAAUUGUGAACUGCUGUGGUUGAGACGUCUAUCCAGAGAAGAUGACCUGGAAACCUGUGCUUCUCCAGCACUUUUAACUGGCCGCUAUUUUUGGUCCAUUCCUGAGGAAGAGUUUUUGUGUGAACCUCCUCUCAUUACUCGGCAUACCCACGAGAUGAGAGUCCUGGAGGGUCAAAGGGCAACCCUGAGGUGCAAAGCCAGGGGAGACCCUGAACCUGCAAUUCACUGGAUUUCUCCUGAAGGGAAGCUUAUUUCAAAUGCAACAAGAUCUCUGGUGUAUGAUAAUGGAACACUUGAUAUUCUUAUAACGACUGUGAAGGAUACAGGUGCUUUUACCUGCAUUGCUUCCAAUCCUGCUGGGGAGGCAACACAAACGGUGGAUCUUCAUAUCAUUAAGCUCCCUCACUUACUAAACAGUACGAACCAUAUCCACGAGCCUGAUCCUGGUUCUUCAGACAUCUCCACGUCUACUAAGUCAGGUUCUAAUGCAAGCAGUAGUAAUGGUGAUACUAAACUGAGUCAAGAUAAAAUUGUGGUGGCGGAAGCAACAUCAUCUACUGCACUACUUAAAUUUAAUUUUCAAAGAAAUAUUCCGGGAAUACGUAUGUUUCAAAUCCAGUACAAUGGCACUUAUGAUGACACCCUUGUUUACAGGUAA